Molecule: messenger RNA, 898 nt
Organism: Acromyrmex echinatior (Panamanian leafcutter ant)
Lineage: Eukaryota; Metazoa; Arthropoda; Insecta; Hymenoptera; Formicidae
Source: RefSeq, a predicted model, not a curated record
AAAAAAACUAUAUCUGUUAAUAGAUUCGUUAAAACUAAGAGUAUACAUAUUCCAAAAGCUCAAUAUUCUUUUUUCAGAAGAGACCGAAUUAUAUCUUCCAAAUUUAGCGUAAAAUCGGGACACCGCAUCUUUGUGGUUCUAGUAAGAUCCAUCUUGACCUUAAAUUUUAUGAAAGACAAGAAAUUAAACCUCUCGAUUUUUACGCCGAAUCUGAAUUUGGGCGAAAGUUACGGAGAAAUCUAAAAGUGCAAAUUACAAAUUACAAAAAGAAAAAAAUAGUCAUUCCUUUCAAUGCAUCUUUGUGGUUCUGAUAAAAUCUGUCUUGUCUUUAAAUUUUACGAAAGACAUGAAAUUAAACCUCUCGAUUUUUACGGCGAAUCCGAAGUCGAAUCCAAAUUCAGACGAAGACUAUGGGCAAACUGAAAUUGCAGGCGAAGUUUUCACGAAAAGAAAAAAGUUGUUUCUUUCAUUUCGGAGGAUCUCGCAAAACACCUUAUCGUAAACCCUUGGCAACCGCACCGGACCUUUUUCGUAAAUGCGGACAGCGAAAUGCAACGCUCGAAAUAACACGGCUAGCCGGUGACAUCGGCGGUGGGUCAAGCACGGAUAAGCGGGUCGCGGCAAGGGAUGAAUUCCCUGGAAUGAAACUACGGAUUUCAUCCCCCACGUCCGUAUCUAAGUUGCAUUGGGCGGGAAGAUUUCCAGCUGCGAGAAUUUUCGAAAAAUGUUUCCUCAACCCAUCCUGGACGGUGCCGACAAUCGCACGCUACGACACGACGACACGAUUCGUUUCACCGUUUAAACUAUCGACACUUGCGCGGUAAAUGUGUCACGAACAACUAGGUCGCUGCAUUUGAUUUGCUACGCCGGAUUCUGGUUUCAGCCGAUUGUAUGAAAU